Molecule: messenger RNA, 8521 nt
Organism: Scleropages formosus (Asian bonytongue)
Lineage: Eukaryota; Metazoa; Chordata; Actinopteri; Osteoglossiformes; Osteoglossidae
Gene: pcsk5b
Product: proprotein convertase subtilisin/kexin type 5b
Exons: 37
Biological process (GO): peptide hormone processing
Cellular component (GO): trans-Golgi network; Golgi membrane
Molecular function (GO): serine-type endopeptidase activity
Source: RefSeq, a predicted model, not a curated record
CUGUGUUUCUUGACCUCGUUCCUUUAAAGCGUGUCUCUCAGCGGAAGUUUGCAAAAGAAGGACUAUUCAUAUAGCGCAUCUGCUGGCAAAUAGGUUCAUUAAUCUGAAUAUUUACAGUACACUGUGUGAACUUACACUUUGACAAGCAUGAUUGUAUUUGUGAUGUGGGAGAGCCGAUGGAAGUUGCAGCUGUAAUCUAGAUUUUUAAAAAAAGCGCAUCAUGAAGUACCAAAGAGAGAGAAUUAUUCUGAAGCGUUGGCAGCAGUUGAGUAAAUCAUCAUCAUGCUUCAGGUUGGGAAUAUCUUUACAGGACACACUUCGUAUUUUUUACCCUUCUUUGCUCAAAACGCAUGUGCGUUAUCUGGCAUCUUCUACGUAAUUGUUACACACCUUACAACAACGAAAAAUAAUUAUACAGUCAAAUGGGUAGUCGCAUGAAUGCAUAGAUAGACAUAUAGAAUGCUUUUGCCUCGUCAUUUCACAGUGUAUAAAUUACAUAACUCUUCACGUGCAAAUAACUUGCUUAGAAAGCAAAUACAAUGUGACACUAAUGUGGUUAUGUUACCUACUGUUUUUUUUUUUCUUUUUAAUUGAAAAUAAGACAGCUCGAUAGAUUUAAGGAUAGAAGGUUCCUAGUUGGAAUCCCACUCCUGCGGUGCACUUCAUAUAUAAGGUGCUUACUCUGAAUUGACACAGUAAGAAUACCCUGCUGUACAACGGGUACAUCAUUGUAAAGUUGUAUAUAUAACACUGUGUGGCACUGCGAGCAAAGUCGUGAGCUAAAUAGGGUAAAAUAAUAGUGAAACUGGGCUCUGUCUGCGGCUCGGAGUGUCCUUGGGGGGUUCGGCUCCGCUCGCAGCCCAGGUGUGAACCAGGUGUGUCUCUAAGACCCUGAGGAGCGCAGUGGAACUCGGCUCUUAGUUGCCUCUACUCUCUUGAGUGUUGCUAGUUAUUUGGGAGGAGGCGCUGUAGCCAUUUCGCCACUUUAAAGGGGAAAAAAGAGCAGAGAUCAGAGUCCUGGAGAGAAGCGCUCUGCACCCGGAGAUCCGCACGCAGCGACACUCUUCUUGAACUGCAAGCGAGCGAAAAGAAAAAAAAAGCCGAGAAGAAGUUGUUGCGGCCGGUCCAUGCAGGACAGUGGGAAAAAAGCGCAGCAAAGAGAAGCGUGUGACUGACGGCCAGCGGCUCGCAGCGGCUCCUGUGCUGUGCUGAGCUGAGGCUGUGUGUCCUUCUGCGCCUCCAGCGUGCGUUUUGCGUGUGCGUGUGCCGUGUGCGUGUGUGUAUAUGAGGACCGAGAGCGCACGUCUAUGAUAAUCUCGAUCCGCCGUGAGAAGUUUGGUUUCUUGCCUGACCGGAGGUGGGAAGGAGAGGUCCUCUAGGAGAAGAUCAUGGUCGAGAACAUCGCCCUGCUGUUGGCCAAAGUGCUCCUGUGCGCCCUGGCGCUGUGCGCGCCGCUCCUGCCCUCCCCGUGCGCGGCUCGGAUUUACACGAACCACUGGGCUGUGCGGAUCACCGGGGGUCCCCACAUCGCCGCCCACAUAGCAGAGAAAUACGGCUAUAAAAACAUGGGACAGAUUGGCGAUUUGAAAGACUACUACCACUUUUUCCACAGCCGGACAAUAAAAAGGUCAACGCUUUCUAGUCGCGGCCGCCAUAGCUUCAUCUCGAUGGAACCCAAGGUGCAAUGGAUCGAGCAGCAGGUGGUGAAACGCAGGGUAAAGCGGGAUUACAAACCCAACCCUCCUCAAUCCAUUUACUUCAACGAUGCCAAGUGGACCAGCAUGUGGUAUAUCCACUGCAAUGAUGACAUCCACAACUGCCAGUCUGACAUGAACAUCAUGGGGGCCUGGAAGAGGGGAUACACUGGAAAGGAUGUUGUUGUCACUAUUUUGGAUGAUGGCAUCGAAAGAAACCAUCCUGACCUUGUCCAAAAUUACGACACACAGGCCAGCUAUGAUGUCAACGGGAACGACCUGGAUCCAAUGCCUCGAUACGACGCCAGUAAUGAGAACAAGCACGGCACUCGGUGUGCAGGCGAAGUGGCUGCUUCCGCUAACAACUCACACUGCACCGUGGGAAUUGCCUACAACGCCAAAAUCGGGGGUGUGCGAAUGCUGGACGGGGACGUGACUGACAUGGUGGAGGCCAAGUCCCUUAGUCUUCAACCACAACACAUUGACAUCUAUAGCGCCAGCUGGGGCCCGGAUGAUGAUGGCAAGACAGUGGAUGGUCCUGCUUCCCUUGCUCGACAGGCCUUUGAGAAUGGCAUCCGAAUGGGAAGAAAAGGAAGGGGCUCCAUCUUUGUGUGGGCGUCGGGGAAUGGUGGACGGAGCCGCGACCACUGCUCCUGUGAUGGCUACACCAACAGCAUUUACACCAUUUCUAUCAGCAGCACAGCAGAGAGUGGCAAGAAGCCCUGGUACCUGGAGGAAUGCGCCUCCACCCUCACUACAACCUACAGCAGUGGCGAAAACUAUGACCGGAAGAUUAUCACGACUGACUUGCGGCAGCGCUGCACGGACAGUCACACUGGGACAUCGGCCUCCGCCCCCAUGGCCGCUGGGAUCAUCGCCCUCGCACUGGAAGCUAAUCCACUUCUAACCUGGCGGGAUGUCCAGCACAUCAUUGUGAAGACUUCUCGAGCUGGUCACUUGAGUGCUCCGGACUGGAAAACCAAUGCAGCUGGGUACAAUGUCAGUCAUCUCUAUGGGUUCGGGUUGAUGGAUGCUGAGGCCAUGGUCAAGGAAGCGGAGCACUGGAAGCAAGUUCCGCCCCAGCAUGUCUGCGUGGAGAGUGCAGAUCGCCAGUUUAGGACCAUUCGUCCAGAGCACGUGGUGAGAUCAGUGUACAAAGCGACGGGCUGUAUUGAUAACCCCAACCACCAUGUCAUCUACCUGGAGCAUGUGGUGGUGCGGAUCACAAUCACCCAUCCCCGCAGAGGUGACCUGUCAAUCAAUCUGACCUCCCCAUCUGGGACCAAGUCUCAACUCCUUGCCAACAGGUUAUUUGACCACUCCAUGGAGGGCUUUAAAAACUGGGAAUUCAUGACCACUCAUUGCUGGGGGGAGAAAGCAUCUGGAGACUGGAUACUGGAGAUUUAUGACUCACCCUUCCAACUAAGGAGCCAGAAAGUACCAGGGAAACUAAAGGAGUGGUCAUUGAUUCUCUAUGGGACAUCCGUACACCCUUACUCCUCUCUCCGCUAUGAAAAACCGCGCUCUGCUGAGCCUCUAACAGACUAUGAAUUACCCGAGGAAUACAAUGGCCUGUGUCACCCAGAGUGCAAUGAGAAUGGCUGCGAAGGUCCCGGGCCGCACCAGUGCAUCAACUGCCUGCACUACUUCCUCAAAUUCAAGAAUAACACAAGGAUGUGUGUAUCAGAGUGCCCCGAUGGGUUCUUCCGGGAUGACAAGCGGAGGUGUAAAAAGUGCCACUCACCAUGUGAGACAUGCGUGGGCAGUCGCAUUGACCAGUGUACCUCCUGUAAACUUGGCUACCACUUGAACGAAGGGACCAACAGCUGCGUGUCCAGCUGUGGGGAGAGCUGCUACCUCGAUCUCGGUGCAAACAUUUGCAGGAAAUGCAGUGAAAACUGCCGGAAAUGCACUUCUUCCAGCAUCUGUACAGAAUGCAGACCUGGCAUGAGCCUUCAGGGUGGUAGAUGCAUUAUGAGCUGUGAGCCUGGAAGUUACUACAAUGGCCACCGGCGAACCUGUGAGCCCUGCCACAGAGCCUGUGCUACCUGUGCAGGAACAGGGAUGGAGGCAUGUAACAAGUGUGCUGACAACUACUACGAAGAGGAGUGGCGCUGUGUGUCCAGUUGCAGUCUGGGCUUCUACUUGUCAGAGCAGACCAUGGAGAAUGGGGAGGUGCAGAAGACCUGCAAGAAGUGUGAUGCCAGCUGCUACACCUGCUCAGGACCAGGGGAGAGGAACUGCACAGCAUGCGUCGGUGGCUACAACCUGGAGUCGGGUGUCUGUGAGGCCAGCGUCAUCUGCAAGGAUGGGGAGUACUUGUCGGAGACAGGGAGGUGCCAUCUGUGUGAAGCAACAUGUUACAAAUGCACCGGACCUGAAAACACAGAUUGCAUCAGCUGUGGUCCAAACCGGUACUUUGAUGAAGGCCGCUGCGUGAUCCAGUGCUCUGCUGGGAAGUAUAUUUUUGACAGACAAUGUCAUCUGUGUCAUCAUACCUGCAAGACAUGCAGUGAUGGAGGUCCCGAUAACUGCACUGCCUGUGACAAAGAUAAGUUUGGGGUGGAGCGCUACUUCUUUCAAGGAGAGUGCCUGGAAGCCUGUCCAGACGGACACUUCCUGUCCCAGGAGGGAACCUGCGAGGCCUGUGGCAAGAAUUGCAAGAUGUGCACAGGGUUGGACAGGUGCAUCAGGUGUGACCCCUCCCACUACCCCCUGGAGGGGGUUUGUACCAAGAUGGAGUUGAGAGAAGGUGGGUUGAGACUCUGAGCAUCUUCUCAAAACCCUGCAAUAGAUGAGGUGGAGGAUCCUAACGAUGAAGAUUACGUUCCGUGUGAAGAAGGAUGUAAAACAUGUGUUCAGGAAAAACCUGGAAAAUGCACAUCGUGUCUGGAGGGCUUUUACAGAUUUGGGUUUCGUUGUUACAAAAACUGCCCAGAGAAGACGUACAGCGACGAAGACUCAAUGACGUGCAAUAAGUGUGAUGACAAUUGUGUGAACUGUGAUGACUCUGGGUGCUACUGGUGCGAGGACGACUUCUUCCUGUCAGAUGACAGGUGUGUGCAGAAGUGUGAGGAAGGCUUCUACGGCGACAAGGAGAGCCAGACUUGCGAGCCGUGCCAUCGUGACUGCAAGACGUGCGAAGGGCCCGACUUCGAUGACUGCGACUCCUGUGAGGAAGACGCACAGCUGCGGGGCGGCGAAUGUGUCGUCGCACAAAAAUCGUGCGCUGAGAACGCCUUCUUAAAUGACCAGCAGGACUGUGUGUCAUGUCACCUGAGCUGCAAGUCAUGCUCAGGUCCUGAGGAAGAUAACUGCAGUGCUUGUAAGACAGGCUGGUUCCUCACACUCCAGCAGCGCUGCAGAAAGACGUGUCCCGAGGGUAGCUUUGCUAACAGGACUAGAGGACACUGCGAGGACUGCCUGCCUGGCUGUGCCCUGUGCCACGACGGGACUCUGUGCCUGCGCUGUAAAACUGACACCGAGAACCCCCUCUUCCUGCAAGAUGGCCAGUGUGUCACCCGUUGUGAAAGGGGCUACGCGGAGGAAGGGACGUGUCGCAGCUGCGCCCCAGAGUGCGCCUCCUGCGAGGGCCCGGCCACACACUGCAACUCCUGCCUGGAGCCCUUCCUGUUACACAAAAAUGAGUGCAGGGACAUUUGCCCGCCGGCAUACUUCCCCCAAGAAGGGCAGUGUCACCGUUGCUCCAAGGCCUGCAGUCAGUGCAUUGAGGGUGGCCUCUGCAAGGAGUGCAGGAAGAACUUCUUUCUGCACGAGGACAGCUGUGCGGCUGACUGCCCAGUAGGGUUUUACCCAGAGGUUGAUCAGAGAGAGUGUCUGCAGUGUCACAAGCUCUGCGACUCGUGCGACGGCCCGGACGAGGAUGACUGCAUCACGUGUAAUAACACGUCUGCAGUGCACUACAAUGGAGAGUGUCUCUCCGAGUGCCCCGGCAACACCUUCCACGAUCUGGACACCAUGGAGUGCAGAGACUGUGAUAAAUCCUGCCUUACGUGCUCCGGCCCGAAAGAUGACAAUUGCAGGAGCUGCUGGCCCAGCAUGAAGAUGAAUGGACAAGGCCGCUGCAUCUUUUUCGCUGAGUGUCCCCUUCCGUCCUACAUGGACCAGGAUGGGGGGUGCAAGGCCUGCCACCCCUGGUGCCAUCGCUGCAUAGGACCCACCCAGCACCACUGUCUGAGCUGCAAUGGGAACCUCUUCCUGCUGAACCAAACCUGUGUGGAGCGCUGUCCUGAUGGCUUCUACAGUGAAGAGGAGCAGCGGCUGUGUGAGCGAUGUCACAUCACCUGCUCGUCAUGCGAGGACAGCGUCAAGUGCCUCACUUGUCAGCCACACCUGUUCAGGCUGGGCAAGGCCUGCGUGGAGAGCUGUGCACCCAACCACUACAACAAUGUUUCCUCCAUGGUGUGUGGGCGAUGUGACCCCACCUGCGAUGAGUGCUAUGGCCCAGCAAACACCCAGUGCCGUAGCUGCAGAAAGGACUACUUUUUCAUGAAGAGUAAUGGGCGAUGCUACCACUCCUGCCCGGAUAACUUCUACAAGGAUGCCAGGAAAAGAACCUGCGAGAGGUGUCACCCCACCUGUAAGACCUGCAAAGAUCGAAGUGCUCUGGAAUGUGAGUCUUGCUACAUGGGCUACGUGUUGUCUGGGGGGAUAUGCAAGUCCCUGUGUGUCCCAGGACAAUAUGCUGCUUCUGUGAGCCCCAGUCUGCACUGUGAACCCUGUGACGAGUCCUGCGUAGACUGCAAAGGACCUGGCCCCUAUAAUUGCACCGUGUGCCCGGCCCUUGAACGUCUGGCCCCUGAUGGCCGCUGCCUCACCUGCUGCAGGGAAGCUGACGAUUCUUCUCCAAUGCCAUGGGAGUGCUGCAACUGCACUGAUAUGACUUUUUUCUCUGUAGAUGAAUGUGUCCUUAGCGUCAACUUUGAGGUGCAGGAAGUGGAGGAGUCUGCUGGACGACCAGCUCUCUUCAUCGUCACAUCCAUUCUGCUGCUACUGGGAAUAGGGGUAGCGGUCUUCCUCUUCUUGCACGCACGUUCGAAGGAGACCCCCAAGUCAAAGCCAGGGGGCUAUGAGAAACUGAGCAACAGCGGUGGCGGAGGCUACGGGAAGCCCAUGACCUCAUAUGAGUCUAGCCGCUCUGAGCAGCUAGUGGAUUUCAGCGAUCGUGCUGAGGAGGGAGAUGAGGACGAAGAUGAAGACAUUGUGUAUAUGGGCCAGGAUGGUACUGUGUACCGCAAGUUCAAGUAUGGUCUACUGGAAGAUGAUGAAGAAGAUGAACUUGAAUAUGAUGAUGAAAGUUACUCAUUCAGAUAGAAGCAAUUUUCCUAACAAUGUGUGCUGGCCCUCUUGUAUUGCUCUCCUGAAGCCCUGCAUUGCGCCCAGAAAUUCUGAAUGGAUUGGAAUCUGGAUUUAUUUUACAGAUAAAAAGUACAAUCAAUUUGUCACAAGAUGAAGAAUCCAACACAUAUUUCGAACAGCUAGAGCUUCAUAAAUUACAUCCCAUUACAUGUUUUGUUAAUUCAAAGGUACUUUUUAAAAGAAGAUAUUUACAAUCCAGUGUCUUCAUUCUACCUUAAAAUGCAGCAGGAACAAUUUCCAUCAGUAAAACAAAGGUUUUGUUUAAUAGCGGUAAGAUAGUCAACCCCUUUAGAACAAAGUAGGAAUUAGAACAAGAAUUUUGAUAGGCAAACAUCUUACAGUUGGUUCUUGCACUUUUCUUUAGAAGUGGUGUUUACAUGGCUCUAUUUUGCCUUAUACAGAAUGAUUGUUUGAUCAGUACUAUAGUUUUGACGUGAAUAUGUCCCUUGUAAAUGUCAACAUAAAUAAAAUACAGAAUGAAUUAAAUGAAACAGUCCUAUCCUUUGGAACUUCUGCCGAGUCACCAUAAAUAACAUUUUAAAGUUCUUCGCAAUUCUUGUGAUCAGUUACGAUGUUUAUGGUUCACGCAACACAUUCCCACCAUGUACUGUCAUGGCAAACAGUCAUUUCAAAUUCAAAAUUAAGUGAGAAAGCAGCAAAAGUGUUUUCAUGAGUUUAAGGAAUUAUUAUACUACAGCAUGCAAUACACAAUUUUAAAGAAUUGAGACAACAGAAAAAAAAACUCAGCAAAGUGGUCCCUAAAAUAGGUUGUGGUUGAGGUACUGACAUAAUUGCCAUUUACUGCUAUGAAUGAAUUCCCUACUCCAUACCUUUCAGGCAUUGUGGGACACUCAGUAAAAUGUGUAUACCCCACACAUACAGUACUUCACUCAGUUAAACUUUACAUGUAUGUUUUCAUGAGAUAUGUUGUCUUUAGUAUUUAUAUUUGUUUAAAACUUUCAAGACAAUUUAAUUGCACAUCUGAAACUCAUGCGUAAUAUCAGGAUAUCAUUAAUUCAAAUAUUCUGUCAUUAAUGCUUAUUAGGCAACAAAACAAUCACCCUUAGCACGGAGAAUGGCAAGAGGAAAGAUUACAACAGGGAUAAACAAAUCUGACCAUUGGCAAGUUUUGUUGUUCUUCCUUCAUGUUAACAAUAACAAAAGCCAAGCAUCUGAAAAUUUACACAAUUACCAGCUGACAAAGAUUUUAGUGCAUGUCUUACCAUCACAAUUACCACUCACAGUUACGGUGGUUGUGAACAUCUGGACAAUCUACAACUUGGGAAAAAAUAAUUUAAGUAGAAUUAAACUUUUUGGGUUUAAAACAUUUGAUGCAUGCCAUCCUAUCAUUGCCUUAUAUUAUUUGGAUUUCUGCACAAUGGAAUUUAUUCAGAGAAAAUAAAUUAUGUCUGCACCCAGACUUUGGGGUGGGGGGGUGCAGCAGGCUU